Molecule: messenger RNA, 405 nt
Organism: Hibiscus syriacus
Lineage: Eukaryota; Viridiplantae; Streptophyta; Magnoliopsida; Malvales; Malvaceae
Product: spliceosome-associated protein CWC15 homolog
Exons: 5
Coding region: 1-405 (134 amino acids)
Biological process (GO): mRNA cis splicing, via spliceosome
Cellular component (GO): catalytic step 2 spliceosome
Molecular function (GO): RNA binding
Source: RefSeq, a predicted model, not a curated record
AUGGACAAGACACCCGGGAUUAGUUGCAGAAGAGAAACCUCCGUGAUGAGCUUGAAGAGUGUGAACAGAGGCAUUUCUCAUCAAAGGACAAGUCCUAUAAUGUAUAUUGUUGAUGAUAGAGAUCAUAGGAAGGGGAACCAUCUUCUUUUGGAAGGGGGGAAAAGGGAGACUGAAGACCGAAUUUUUCCACGCAGUGUUGACGCUGAUGAUUCUGAUGUGGAAUUGAACAAUGAUGACGAAAGUGACGGUGACGACGACGAGGAUGAUGAGGAUGACGGAGAAGCUCUUAUGGCUGAGCUUGAACGAAUAAGGAAAGAGAAGGCUGAGGAGAAACUCUGUCAGGAAAAGCUAGAGCAAGAAGAACAGCUAAAAGCCAAAGAGGCUGAAGAAUUUCAUUUGUUGUAA